UUUCAAGUUCUGGUGAUACAACUUCAAAUAAUCAAAAUCACAAACACUGAAGCUGAAGAUAAUAUGGAUGUACGGCUGAUUAACAAAUUCUUGAAAAAAGAGAUCAUGCAUUUUACUAGAGAUGUAUGAUUCUUUACAUUUGACUUUAUCCCUUUGCUUAAGUGAAACGAACUUUUAAUAAUCAAGAUUCCCAAAAAUAUUUUUUAAAUAUUUUUAUACUUCCGAUUUUGUGGAAACAAAUUGGGGGUGGGCCCAUUUCUGCUCCAAUUAGACACACCAGAAUAAAAUCAAGGACCAUAAGGAAAUCUGGAUGAAUGAGUUUGGAGCAGAGGAACUUGCGUGGCCUGAACGGAGAAAUUUGAGUAAAUAUGAAACGAUGGUAUCCAUUGAGCUCUUAUACUCUUAAGCUGAAAAAGCUGAGUGAGGACAGUUUGACCAAACAGCCAGAGGAAGUGUUUGAUGUUCUGGAGAAACUUGGCGAAGGCUCCUAUGGCAGCGUAUUCAAGGCCAUCCAUAAAGAGUCGGGGCAGGUGGUGGCCAUCAAGCAGGUUCCUGUGGAGUCCGAUCUGCAGGAAAUCAUCAAGGAGAUCUCCAUCAUGCAGCAAUGUGACAGCCCUUAUGUUGUAAAAUAUUAUGGAAGUUACUUCAAGAACACGGACCUGUGGAUCGUCAUGGAGUACUGUGGAGCUGGAUCUGUUUCAGACAUCAUCAGGCUGCGAAACAAAACUCUGACGGAAGAUGAGAUCGCCACCAUUCUGAAGUCAACGCUAAAGGGUCUGGAGUACCUUCAUUUUAUGAGAAAGAUCCAUCGUGACAUUAAGGCAGGAAACAUCCUUCUCAACACGGAGGGUCACGCCAAACUGGCUGACUUUGGAGUUGCGGGGCAGUUAACGGACACCAUGGCGAAAAGAAACACUGUGAUUGGUACUCCGUUCUGGAUGGCUCCAGAAGUGAUCCAGGAGAUCGGCUACAACUGCGUAGCAGACAUCUGGUCUCUGGGCAUCACUUCUAUAGAAAUGGCAGAGGGGAAACCUCCUUAUGCUGACAUCCACCCGAUGAGAGCCAUCUUCAUGAUCCCCACCAACCCUCCUCCUACGUUCAGGAAGCCGGAGCAUUGGUCAGAUGAUUUCACAGACUUUGUCAAAAAGUGUUUGGUCAAAACCCCAGAUCAGAGAGCAACAGCAACACAGCUGCUACAGCAUCAGUUCAUCAGCCAGGCCAAACCUGUGUCGAUCCUCAGAGAUCUGAUAACUGAGGCCAUGGAGAUGAAAGCCAAGAGGCAGCAGGAGCAGCAGAGGGAGCUGGAGGAGGAGGAUGAUAACUCUGAGGAGGAGACGGAGGUGGACUCCCACACCAUGGUGAAGUCGGGUUCUGAGGGUGCUGGGACCAUGCGGGCCACCAGCACGAUGAGUGACGGGGCCCAAACCAUGAUCGAACACGGCAGCACCAUGCUGGAGUCCGACCUGGGGACCAUGGUCAUCAAUAGUGACGACGAAGAGGAGGAGGAAGACCAAGGGUCAAUGAGAAGGAAUGCCACCCCCCAGCAGCCCAUACGUCCUUCCUUCAUGGACUACUUUGAUAAGCAGGACUCCAACAAGGCGGCUCAGCAGCAGGAAAACUACAACCAAAAUCAGCCGCUGGAGCAGCCCGGCUACCACAUCCAGUCCAAAAAUGUCUUUCCUGACAACUGGAAGGUGCCGCAGGAUGGAGACUUUGACUUUUUGAAGAACCUGGACUUUGAGGAGUUGCAGUUGCGCCUCACCGCCUUGGAUCCCAUGAUGGAGCGGGAGAUCGAGGAGCUGCGGCAGCGCUACACCGCCAAGCGGCAACCCAUCCUGGACGCAAUGGAUGCCAAGAAGCGAAGACAACAGAACUUUUAAGGGCUCUUCCGAUCCUUCCUCCCCUUCCCAAAGCCAGCAGCAAACUUCUGUCCCAGCAGGAGAACAAAGACCACCAUGUUGUUCUUACCUAAACCCUCUCUAAUGUCCCUACUGACUGCUAACUGGCCUCUGAAUGAAGUUUAGAUGCUUUCUACCCUGGAUGACGUCCGUUUCUCCGCAGUUGCUGUGAAGCCGCUUUCUGGUAAACGCUGAUCAGGACUGUGGGCAAAAAAAAAAAAAAAAGAGAAGUGACCCCGAGGCCAUCUUAAAAAGGAAUUUCCUCUUUUCUCAGUGAACUGUCAGCCUUGGGAGUCGGCAUCAGCACAUAAGGAAGUCAGUCCUGCAGCAGGAGCAGCUGUAGAUGCAGCAGAUCUAAUGAAGUUUUUCUUUCUUCUUUCUUUUCUUCAGACUUUUUACUUCCAAUGUAAAUAUAACACAGAGCCUAGUUUGGAAAUGACCACCAUCAGAUGCUGAGGAGGUUUGACUAUGACCAAAGACAAUCAGAAUUAUGCUGACUUUGUGAAUGCCUUAAAAUAACACGCAAUGUAAUAAAACGCCACGUAACGGGACGUUUGCACCGCUCUCUGGUUUGAAGCUGUAAGGAAACAUCGUGGUCGGGUUACGUACCAGAGAACUUCAAACUUAUCAGUCUAUAUGAUUAACUUUUUGGGUUUGUAUUAGUUUUCAUGUUUGGGCUUUUCUUUUUUUGCACCGUCUGCUUUAACAGACUUCAUGUAUCUUAGUGCCUCUUCGGUCAAACAGAUCCUCCUCUUAGCUCACAGUGAUGUUAUGCAUUCAAAGUCUGAGACUUUAUUCCGCUAAUCGGUCCACAUGAGGGAUGACUAAGCGGUAAAACUGUUUGUUGAAAAAUCUUCUGAAGUUGUUCAAUGAUUAUUAGAUUUCAGAUUCGUCUCAGACAUUAGGGUGAAGACGCAUCGACUAAAGCAAAACUGUCAGAUUUACAACGGUUGCAUUUUAAUUCCUCUUUGUUGCUUUAUUUUUCAGAUUUUCCCUGCAGCAGUAGUGCAUGGCUACGUUUUUGUUUUGUCGAAAGAAUACAGUGUUUUAGGGUAAAAUGCUCUUUAUUUUUUAUUUUUUUGAAACAUAAAACCUGUUGGCACACAGAUAUUUGGCUUCCUUUUGUAAUAAAGUAGCUGCACUUAAUCAGACAUGGAUAAGAUAAUCCUCAAACUUGGCAGAGGAAAUAUGUUUCCCUCUUAAGCUAGAGGGCAGCGACGCAUUUACUGUUCAUCUGUAAAACAUCUCACAGUGACGAUAAGUUGUAACAAUACUAUAAAAGCUCAAUAGAUUGUAAAAAUAGAGUUCAGAAUCAACCAAUUUUUAAUAAAUCAAUAUAUAUUAUGUUCAUUAACGGCAUCGGAAAGAAUAUUUUCAGUUUCUAAAUGAAUCAACAAAUCAGGAAAUUGUGCAAAUAUCAUUUAAAAUUGGUUACAAACUUUUCCCAAUUCUGUUUUCUGUUUCAGUCCAGUUCUCUCAAGUCUGUUACAUUUUAAUAAACUGGUUGUCGGCUGGGAGCAACUACUGCACAGAGACUCCAUCAGGAUGCAAAAUAUGAAUUCAAUACACCUGGAACAAAUUUCACAUUUUAAACAAUCCUCUUUAUUAAAAUAUCACUGUGAUAUUUUCUUCACCUCAUUACGUUCCUAUGAUGCAUAAAGUGUUUUUUUCUCAACUUUAUCUCUUGCAGUAAUUUGUAUCUGAUUAAAUUUAAGUUGAAUUUUAUUGACAUUUUCAGGCUGGGCUCUCAAAACGAUAUCAAAAAUACAAACAUAUCUGGUGAUUUGAAAGCUGUUAACACCUUUGAUCCCUUAAAUAAGAAGCUGUUUUUUUUUUUUUAAAUGCCUUUUCCUCAAUUUUUCAUGUUAAUGACCCUGAAUGAAAUAACCAUCUUAAUAUCUUGUACAAGUUAUCUUUUCUUUUUUUGCAGGUUUCUGUUACAUAUGAAUGUGGAUCACCUGUUUAUUUUGAAUAAGCAGAUCUGUUACUGUGUCUCACUGACUUAUCUGGAAUAAGCAGACAAUAUAAACAGCAUCAGUACUGUAUCAUGUAAACCGCAUCUGAUUCUCUUCAGAUUUGUUUUCCUUCUAAUUGAUAAGAAUUAAGUCAUUUGUAAAUUGUCACCUUUUACUUUUAGGGCCUGGAGUCUACACUGCAAUAAAUUGCAUAGGAAUAUGAUUCUCCUGUGUUAGAAUCUUUUUUUUUUUUUUGUUUGUUUUAUAAAACGUGAUCCCGACUGUUGAAAUUUCCGCCCCAUGGGGCCAAACGGAUGUUUUGCCGUCUUUUCGACUAUGCAUGUUUGCAUUUUAGAUAGAUGCUCUUCUAGUAAGUGCAGAGUUAAUAUGGAAGAUUAUUUAUUAUUCUGUUUUCAUAAAAAAAAGUUGAAUUAAAAUAGGAAACUGACUCAGCUGUCCCCAUCACUUGUGUGAAAUUAAAUAAAUUUAAGUUUGUGUUCAUUUAAGUUUUUUUUUUUCUUUAUUUUUGAUCUAAUGCAGAGUGGAAUGUAAGCAUUAAACCCUUUUAAUUUAUUUUUUUGUUUGUAAUACUUUGAGAACGUGUAAUAAUUAAUAAAAGUUACAUAUAGUUA
This is a messenger RNA of Poecilia reticulata (guppy), 4485 nucleotides long. It is a transcript of the gene stk3, whose product is annotated as serine/threonine kinase 3 (STE20 homolog, yeast). NCBI's taxonomy places the organism in Eukaryota, Metazoa, Chordata, Actinopteri, Cyprinodontiformes, Poeciliidae. Gene Ontology annotation, biological process: signal transduction; protein phosphorylation; protein tetramerization. The record is from RefSeq and is a predicted model, not a curated record. Gene Ontology annotation, molecular function: ATP binding; protein serine/threonine kinase activity. Gene Ontology annotation, cellular component: cytoplasm.